Molecule: messenger RNA, 5494 nt
Organism: Ctenopharyngodon idella (grass carp)
Lineage: Eukaryota; Metazoa; Chordata; Actinopteri; Cypriniformes; Xenocyprididae
Gene: tead1b
Product: TEA domain family member 1b
Exons: 15
Coding region: 406-1707 (433 amino acids)
Biological process (GO): regulation of transcription by RNA polymerase II; hippo signaling; embryonic organ development
Cellular component (GO): transcription regulator complex
Molecular function (GO): DNA-binding transcription factor activity, RNA polymerase II-specific; RNA polymerase II cis-regulatory region sequence-specific DNA binding
Source: RefSeq, a predicted model, not a curated record
CAUUUCAUUCCUGCUCUCAUUCCGAGCAUUCUUCGCAUCUCUAUCGGUGCGGCGGAGAUUCACGUUCACAUUCCCGGCCGGCCCCAAAACACAAGAAUAACUUUACACAGUUUGCAAAAAACUAUACAAACCCACACUAGAACAAAACAAAGGGGCCGAACUUAAAUUUUGAUAUAAAUAAAGCGGACGUUAAGUUGGCUACGCUGCACAUUUCGGAGCGGUGCACAAAUAUAUCGAGGAGAGACUUGUUGCUCGCGUAUCUUUGGCGUUUAUUCUCCAACUUCUGUUCAGAUCUCACCCGAUUCACCCUAGUUUGCUCCAGGCUUCGGCUUGGAGGUCCCAACCGCCACCAUUGAUCCCAGCAGCUGGAGUGGCAGUGAAAGCUCUGCCGAGGAUAUUGAGAGGAUGAGCGACUCAGCAGACAAGCCCAUUGACAAUGAUGCUGAGGGGGUGUGGAGCCCUGACAUAGAGCAGAGCUUCCAGGAGGCACUGGCCAUCUACCCACCCUGUGGACGCCGCAAAAUUAUCCUCUCGGAUGAGGGCAAGAUGUAUGGUCGGAAUGAGCUGAUCGCCAGAUACAUUAAACUCAGAACUGGGAAGACAAGGACACGGAAACAGGUGUCUAGUCACAUACAGGUCUUAGCAAGAAAGAAAGUUCGAGAAAUCCAAGCUGCCAUCAAGGUGUCUAGUCACAUUCAGGUUCUUGCCAGAAGGAAAUCUCGUGAAUUUCAUUCCAAGCUAAAGGUGACAAGCAUGGAUCAGAGCGUGAAGGACAAAGCUCUUCAGAGUAUGGCCUCCAUGUCCUCAGCUCAGAUCGUCUCUGCAACAGCCAUCCACAACAAACUGGGUCUUCCGGGCAUCCCGCGUCCUGCUUUCCCCGGAGCAGCAGGGUUUUGGCAGGGCAUGAUAUCCACGGGCCAGCCUGGAUCCUCACAAGACAUCAAGCCAUUUGCCCAGCAAGCAUACCCUAUCCAGCCAGCAGUCACAACUACAAUCUCAAGUUAUGAGCCCGCGACAGCACCGGCGCCUACAGUUCCUGCCUGGCAGGGCCGAUCUAUCGGCACAUCUAAACUCAGACUUGUGGAAUUCUCUGCUUUUCUGGAGCAUCAGAGAGAUCCGGAUUCUUAUAACAAGCAUCUUUUUGUGCACAUCGGUCAGACAAAUCACUCUUACAACGAUGCCUUGCUCGAGUCGGUGGACAUUCGUCAGAUUUACGACAAAUUCCCUGAGAAGAAAGGAGGGCUGAAGGAAUUGUUUGGCAAGGGUCCUCAGAAUUCAUUCUUUCUCAUAAAGUUCUGGGCUGACUUAAAUUGCAACAUUCAGGAUGAAACCGGGGCCUUCUAUGGAGUGACCAGUCAGUACGAGAGCCCGGAGAACAUGACCAUCACCUGCUCCACAAAAGUUUGCUCGUUUGGCAAACAGGUUGUGGAGAAAGUGGAGACGGAAUACGCUCGCUUUGAGAACGGCCGCUUUGUUUACCGGAUAAGUCGGUCUCCCAUGUGUGAAUACAUGAUCAACUUCAUCCACAAACUCAAACACCUGCCUGAGAAAUACAUGAUGAACAGCGUCCUGGAGAACUUCACCAUCUUAUUGGUGGUAACAAACAGAGACACACAGGAGACCCUGCUGUGCAUGGCCUGUGUGUUCGAAGUGUCAAACAGCGAGCACGGAGCCCAGCAUCACAUCUACAGACUAGUGAAGGAAUGAAGCAGCUCUUUCACACAGACUCUCGACCUCAGUAAAGUGGCAGUGCCUCUAGCUCAACACUCACUCAAGAUGAUUUUCAGUCACACUUGGGUGAUGCUUCUAAUUAUAUAUAUAUAUAUAUUUCUUUAUUAAUAUGUGUUUGACGUUUAACUGCAGCUGUGAAUGGCGGUACAGUUGUAUUAUGUUUAAAUACAGGAAAGAAUGUCAAAGAAUGCCGAUUCAACAUUCAUUUGUAGACUAUACAUAUAAAGUGACAGUAUCGUUCAACUUAAGGGUUGGGCUGAGUUAGGCUGAAUCUGAAAACAACCUCAUUUCGAUUUUUUUAUUUUCUUUUUUAAAGGGUUAGUUCAGCCAAAAUUGAAAUUUCUGUCAUUAAUUACUCACCCUCAUGUCGUUCCACACCCGUAAGACCUUCAUUCAUCUUCAGAACACAAAUUAAGAUAUUUUUAAUGAAAUCUGACAGGUUUCUGAUCCCCAAGAGAAAGCAACAUAAUUACCACUUUCAAGGUCCAGAAAAGUAGUAAAAACAUUGGUAAAAUAGUCCAUGUGACUACAGUGGUUCAACCUUAAUGUUAUGAAGCGACGAGAAUACCUUUUGUGCACUAAAACAAAACAAAAAUAACAACUUUAUUCAACAAUUUCCUCUCUUCCCUGUCUCCUACACUGUUGACAUUGUAAACACAGUGCAGCGCACAAAAAGUAUUCUCGUAUUCUCGUAUUCAGGACCUUGAAAGUGGUAAUUACGUUGGGGAUCAUAAACCUUUCAGAUUUCAUCAAAAACAUCUUAAUUUGUGUUCCGAAGAUGAACGAAAGUCUUACGGGUUUGGAAAAGCAUGAGGGUGAGUAAUUAAUGACAGAAAUUUCAUUUUUGGGUGAACUAACCUUUUAAAUCCUGUAAUGUACACAAAAGAUAUGGGUGCAGCCAUAAAUGUGUGUGUGAGUGGGAUGUAGGUGUACAGAUGUAUUUACAUUCUCACAGGUAUUUUUCCCAAAGAAAAAGUAUUUGAUAAAAUUUAAUUCUGUAACAUUGAUUUAUUGAAAAGAAAGCUACUGUAGGUGUUAAAAAAAAAAAAAAAAAAAAAAAAAAAGGAUUCUUGUGGCCAUCGGAAAACAAAAGUUCCUGCAUUCCGAACAUUCAGAGAAUUCAGGGAAUUCAGAAGCCCAGCCCUUGAAAAGAGUUACUUUUUACAUGCUACUUUUUCAAUUUCGUUGAGGAAUUCCUGCACUGUGAUACGAGAAGUUUAUACCAACCUGUGUCUGUUUUCACGUGUCCCCACCUGCAAUAAGAAAAUGCAGAGAAUUAACCCUUACUGUUGACUGUACAGCUAAACGCCUCCUGCCAACAUGCUUGUGUAAAAGAUAACUCUAGAAACAAGAAGCACUGCAUUAACUACCAGGGGUUGAUGGAUUAUCCAUCAGUUUGACCUGAGCACUUGGACCCACUCAUCGGACAUGCCUUCUGCCGCUGGGGAAGCCACAUUUCACAAAGCCCAUCCCUGAACAUGCUGUACACCCAUUCGUCACUCCUUCAUCUUCUGUAAGAAUCAGUCCUGUCCCAGAGUUCUUCGCUGCCUUUGACUUUCCCGCACAGCCCAUGUCUCUGUGGCCUAAUCGAUUUCUAUGACUGCAAGCCUUAAUAAUGUUUGUGUGAACUCCAAAAGAUGCCACUAAAGCUGUGACCUCUUUCCUAAGCUGGAAGACUUUCUUGUUAUUGUCACAUGUUGUAGGAAUUGUACAGUACAAACCUGCCAAAGUGUAACAAUAUACAGCACAGUGCCUUAGUGUAUGAAGUGAACGUGGAUAAGCGCAGUCGUUUUUCGGGAAAAAGUAACACUAAAGGCGCGGUCACAAUUGCUGCUGCUCGGCAAGAUUUUGCAGACGAAAUCCAGUCAAUCUGCACGAUCCACCGUUUCACGUUAGGGUGAAAAUUUUGCUCAUUUGUUUAUGUGAAUUAGACACACUGAUCAACAGAAAGCUGCUUUGUUUGAAAAUAGCUUGAAAUUGACAAUAGACAAUGGACUAUUGUUGGUUGAUCAAGGGUUGCAUUGAAAGCUGCCCGCAUUCUCCACCAUUUUUGUCCUCGAAAUUUCGCUGCAAUUUUGCAAAUGUGACCGCACCAUAAGAUCGUACAUGUCAUCUUUAUAAAAAAGCACUGGCCAUUUGUUUAGCCUUUCACUCUCAGAGACACAUAGAAGACAUAUUUAGACAGUACAGUACGUAAAGUAUCUGAUUUUGCCUUUCUUAUCCGAAAAAGACCAAAAAGUUGGAGACGCAUUGAGCUCCUCUUUAUUUCCUGCACUGUAGCAUGAAAGUGCCUUUGGUUCCGAUUUUUCCAGCUUAGAAAAGACUGAUAUUAUUUUGCAUUUUUAAGAUUAUCAAAAACCAAAAAAGUGGAUGUAGGUAAAAUAUUCACCACAUUGCCUUCAUAAAAAUUUUAUAGAAAAAUCAACAUGGGCUAGUGAGUGGAGAUGUUCUGAAAUGAAUUUAUGUAAUAAUUAUAAAUAACAAAUUUCUAUCAGCAUUUGAUUUGGUGGAUGUGGCAAACUGUCAUGUUUUUGUUUUUGUUUUGUUUUUUUUCUUUCAAUGGAUCUUCGGAUCCAUUCUGUGAGAGACUUAUCUGACAUAGAGCUUUAGCGACUUUUCUAGUGCAUAAUCAAAUUGUAAAAGUGAAAAACCUCAUAGCACCAUGGAGAUUAUGAAUGCUGAAUGGUGUUUCUUUUUUUCCUUUUUUUCUUGUUUUAAGCCAUUUCAAUGUCUUAUUUUUCUUUCGUGAAUAUAGCAAACACUAUAUUAAGUGACGUAAAGGUGUUUUUCUCCUCAGACCUUAAAGAUAGUCAAGGAUAUUAACCGCAAGGUCACAUGUAAGUUCUUUACGGACAAAGCUGGCUUCACCAAACCACAUAAUUUAUUCAUGCUGUUCAUUUAAAUGGAUGGAACCCUCCAAGAGUGAAAGACUAAGAUUUACAGCUGUGUAUGUUGUACCGCUUAAAGUAAACUGUGGAGUUAAGUACGCUCAAUAUCAAAAUGGCAAACAAUGUUGAUUGUUUUGUGUUUGCCUUACCUUCGCCCUCUUGUUCACGUUUCAUAUAGAGAUCUUCCUGUAUUGUUCUACAUGUACGUGAUGGUUUUGUGAUGACGUCAGUAUAUUCAGAGCCCGUUCGGGUGGUGAUACUGUUACUGCUGCGCUGCUGGUGCAUCUGCUCCUUAACGGUCCCCUUUACUUCUCUAGGGAUUUGAGAACUAAUGCCUUUAAUAUGAUGAAUGUUAAAUGGACAUUAUUUUGCUAGUAAUGGACACUAAAUAAGGAUUUAAGCGGAAUCCGGACUGCGGUAUGACAGCAGUUUAGCUUAUGUUUUUUGAUCUAUGUUUGUAUUUUGUCUGUGUGUAGGUACUGGUACCUCCUAUGUUCAUUACCAUUUAAGAUGUUGGCUUUAAAGUGAACUUUUCUCUAGUUCAGAUAGUAUCAUAUAAAGAUAUUGGGUUUGUGUGCAGAGAUUUUUUGUAAAAAGGUGCUUUGUAUAAAAUUAUAUAUUCUGGCUUUUCUUGGUACAAAGGUGUGAUAUCUUUUAAUAUCCCUGAUGAUGGGGGGGGGGGGGGGAGGGAAACAUUGGAGCAAGGCUGAGAGAGAAAAGAAAAAAACUUAUUAUGUGUGUGUUCUUUAUCGCAUAUGGUCUUGUCUUUGCUCCGUAACAUUUUGAUGCCGCCUUGAUAAAGUGGUAGAUAUUUUGUAGCUUUCUAGAUACUUUGUAUGUAUACAAUAUUGAAUAAAAUAAAUAAUUAAAACACA